Messenger RNA from Tetrahymena thermophila SB210, 1989 nucleotides. Its product is annotated as oxalate/formate antiporter family transporter. NCBI's taxonomy places the organism in Eukaryota, Ciliophora, Oligohymenophorea, Hymenostomatida, Tetrahymenidae. The record is from RefSeq and is a predicted model, not a curated record. The transcript has a single exon.
AUGGAAAUAACGAAAUAAAAGACGAAUAUAAAAAUAAAAGGUAUAUUGACUUUAAUUGGAGGAUUCUUUAUUUUGCUUAUGAAUGGCUCAAUUUUUUUAUGGGGAACACUUAAUGUUUAUAUUACAUCUUAUUUUAGAUAGAAAAAUGAUCCAGAUUUAUCACUUAGUAUAGGUGGAGCUGUAUUUCCUUUGAUGACUGCUUCUUUAGCUACUGGAAUACCCUUAGGAAUUAAAGGUAUCAAAUUAUUUGGAUAGGCACGUUAUAGUUUGUUAUUAAGCACUGUAAUAACUUCACUUAUGGUAAUUCUUUCUAGCUAUGCUGAGAAAUUUUAUUAGUUUGCUAUCAUUUAUGGAGUGAUUAAUGGCAUAGCCGCCGGUUCUAUUUAUUUUGUUCCCAUUUAUAUGGGCUAUCUCCACUUUCCCAAUAAUAGAGGUAUUGUUUCUGGAAUUAAUACAUGUGGAUUUGCUCUUUGUUCUUUCUUAUUUGGUUUAUUAUUCACACAUUUGGUGAAUCCUGAUGGUCUUUAACAAAACUCAAAUUCAGAUGGAUAUUCGUAUUUUGAUGGUGAUUCGAUUUCUGUUGCACAUAAUGUUCCUGAAGCUCUUAGAACGAUUGGAUACAUUUUUUUGGGUGUUUCAGUUUGUGCAUCAUAACUCAUAUUUUAUCAUCCUAAUUAAAUCGGAGAAGAAGAAAAAAGGCUUAAAAAAUAGCUUUAAUUAAAAUAAUUAGAAAAGAAGCACUUUUAAGAAAAUCUGAUUACUAUAGAAUAAGAAAUUAAAUAAAUUGACUUAUUUAACCAACAAAAUAUAAAAUAAUUUUAACCUGAAUAAGCUUAAGUUCUAAAUAAUUAAAAAUGUGAUUAAAGUUAACAAGAUUUAUUGAGGUAAAGUCAACAAAUCUUUAUUUAAAAAAUAAAAAUAUCAUAAAUGGAAGAAAUGAUCCUUCAAGAAAAAAUAGAGAUAUCUCAUAAGAAAGAUGAGUAAACAGGAUUAGCUUUUGCCAAUCCUACUCUAAUAGACGAAAUAAAAUAAAACUCAGAAAAGCUAGCAUUAAAAAAAGAUAAAUAAGCUAUUGAAGAUGAUUACUAAAAAAUAAUAUAGCUAAUGUAAAAUGAAAGCUUAAUUCAUAAUAAAGAAUAACAUGUUAAUUUAUAUGUUUAAGAAAAUGAUGAAAGCAUCGAGCUAACAAAGUAAAAUUUAACCAGAAAAGAGGAGGAAAUUAAAGAGGAAUUAAAACAUACGCAAAAAAAAUAAUAAGAAAUUGAUGAACUUGAUAAAUCAGGCGCUCCUAAUAUUAUAUUGGCCUUAAAGUAGCCAAAAUUCUACUUGUCUAUAUUUUUGGUUGUUCUUUGUCUAGGUUUUGGAUCUUUGAUAAAUGCAAACUAUAAAUCAAUUGCAAAAGAUUAUGGAUUCAAAACAGAUAGCUUCUAAACUCUGGUAGGCUCUCUAGCUGGUAUAGCUAAUGGAAUAUCAAGACCAGUGUGGGCUGGUUUACUAGAUAGAUUCAAAUUUAAAAACUUGUUAAUACUGAUUAUUUGCAUUUAAAUCACUAUAAGUCUAUCUUUCCAAGCUACUAGCUAAAGUGAGGUAUUUUUCGCUAUCUGGGUGUUUAUAGCUCACUUUUGCUUUGGAGGAGUCUUGGGUAUGUUACCUGUCUUUUCUGCCUAAUUAAAUGGUGUUAAAAUAGGAUCAUAAUUAUUUGGAUUCUACUGGUAUGGAUUUAGUAUAGCAAAUUUAAUUCAAUUUGUACUAGUUUUGGAAUUAAAAAAACAAAUUGGUUUCAAUAAUAUCUUUUACAUUUAUUUCGGUUAACUAGUUGUGGCAUUUAUAAUAAUGAACUACUUUUAAUUUAAAAUUCAAUGGUCUAAAUAUUACCUAAACAAAAAGAAAGAAGAAACAUUAAACACUUAAUCUUAAGAAAAUAUCCAAACAAUUGGUAUCAAUAGUGAGUAAAAUAAAUUAAAUCUUGUCGCUAUCACUUAAGUCUGA